Molecule: messenger RNA, 2322 nt
Organism: Cordyceps militaris CM01
Lineage: Eukaryota; Fungi; Ascomycota; Sordariomycetes; Hypocreales; Cordycipitaceae
Product: glycosyl hydrolase, family 92 protein
Exons: 4
Coding region: 1-2322 (773 amino acids)
Biological process (GO): carbohydrate metabolic process; protein quality control for misfolded or incompletely synthesized proteins; protein deglycosylation
Cellular component (GO): cytosol; nucleus
Molecular function (GO): carbohydrate binding; peptide-N4-(N-acetyl-beta-glucosaminyl)asparagine amidase activity
Source: RefSeq, a predicted model, not a curated record
AUGGGCCACCAAAGAAUUAGCCCACCUCACGAUCCGCUCGCCCACGUUGACCCCCUGAUCGGCUCGCAGGCUGGCGGUAAUGUCUUUGCCGGCGCAACGCUGCCCUAUGGUCUGGCCAAGGCCGUCGCCGACGUUGACGGCCAAAACACGGGUGGCUUCGGCAGCGAUGGCAGCAACGUGACGGGCUUCUCGGCCGCGCACGACAGCGGCACCGGCGGCAACCCGAGCCUCGGCAACUUUCCCCUCUUCCCGCAGCUUUGCCGUGACGACGUCCUCGAUGGGUGCCUGUACCGCUUGGACGAGCGCAAGGUGCACUACGUCAACGAGUCGGUCCGGGCGGCGCCGGGGCGCUUUGCUAUCGGGCUGGCAUCGGGCAUCCAUGCGGAUAUGACAGUAUCGGAGCACGCGGCACUGUACCGCUUCACGUUUCCGGAAGGCGACGUCCCCGGCGCGCACCCGCACCUUAUGCUGGACCUGACGGACUUGUGGAAGAGCCGCCAGAACGCGUCGAUUCGCGUUGACGCCGACACGGGACGGAUGACGGGCAACGGCACGUUUCUGCCGAGCUUUGGCGCCGGCUCAUACGUGAUGCACUUUUGCGUCGACUUUUUCGGCGCGCCAGUCCACGACACGGGCGUGUGGGUCAACAGCCGCGCCGGCACCGAGCCCAAGACGCUGUACGUCACGCGCGGUUUCAACCUGUUUUACGUGGAAGCGGGCGGCUGGGUGCGCUUCGCGCCACAAGAUGGCGCGAGCCGUACGGUGACGGCGCGCGUGGGCCUCAGCUUCAAGAGCAGCGAGCAGGCCUGUCACAGCGCCGAGACGGAGAUUGGGCGGCCGCUGGAAGACUUUGAUCGGCUGGUGGGCGAGGCGCAGGACAAGUGGCGGGAGAAGCUGAGCCCGAUCCGGAUCAAGAGCGGCGGCGCGAGCGAGGACUUGCAGAAGAGCUUUUGGAGCGGAGCGUACCGCAACAUGAUUGCGCCGCAGAACUACACGGGCGAGAACCCGCACUGGGACACGGGGCGGCCUUACUUUGACUCGUUUUACUGCAUAUGGGAUGCGUUCCGCGUGCAGCACCCGUUCCUGACGGUGGUGGACCCGGCCGCGCAGGCGCAGAUGGUGCAGACGCUGCUCGACAUGUACCAGCACGACGGCUGGCUGCCCGACUGCCACAUGUCGCUGUGUCGUGGCUGGACGCAGGGCGGCUCCAACGCCGAUGUCGUCCUCGCCGACGCCUUCCACAAGAAUCUGUCAUCGUCGUCGGGCGGCACAAUCGACUGGGACCUGGCCCUGCGCGCCGUGCUCGCCGACGCCGAGGACGAGCCGCUCGAGUGGUCGGUCCACGGCCGCGGCGGCCUGCGCAGCUGGAAGGCGCUCGGCUACAUCCCAUACCUCGACUACGACCCGUACGGCUUCGGCACCAACUCGCGCAGCGUCUCGCGCACGCUCGAGUACGCGUACGACGACUACUGCGUGGCCACGCUGGCGGGCGGCCUCGGCAGGCGUGAUCUCGAGGACAAGUACCUGCGGCGCAGCACGAACUGGGUGCGCCUGUGGAAGGCGGACCAGCGGUCGUCGAUCAAUGGCUCGGACACGGGCUUUGCGGGCUUCUUCCAGCCGAGGUAUGCCAACGGCACGUGGGGAUAUCAGGACCCGAUUGCCUGUUCGGCGCUCGCGGGCUUUUGCUCGCUGACGACGAACCCGAGCGAGACGUUUGAGGCCAGCAUCUGGCAGUAUCUCUUUUACGUCCCGCACUCGGCUGCGGCCCUCAUUGACCUUGUCGGCGGCGACGACACCUUCAUCCAUCGCCUCGACUACUUCCACACGGUCGGGCUGGCCGACAUUUCCAACGAGCCCGUCUUCCUGACCGUCUUCAUGUACCACUACGCCGGACGCCCCGCGCUGUCCGCGCGCCGCCUGCACACCUACAUCCCCUCGUCCUUUAACGCCACCCCCGGCGGCCUGCCCGGCAACGACGACUCGGGCGCCAUGGGCUCGUUUCUGUUCUUUUCCGUGCUCGGGUUCUUUCCCGUCGCCGGGCAAAACGUGUACCUGAUUACGCCGCCGUUUUUCCAAGAGAUUAGUAUUACGAGCCCGCAGACGGGCAAGACGGCGACGGUGCGCAUCCGCAAUUUUGAUCCAGCGUAUACGAACCUGUACGUGCAGCGCGUGACGGUCAAUGGGAAGCUGUGGACAAGGUCGUGGAUUGGCCAUGAGCUCUUUACAGAGGGCUGGACGCUGGAGAUGGAGCUGGGUGAGGAGGAGUCGGACUGGGGGUCCAGGAUGGAAGACCGCCCGCCGAGCUUUGCAUUUCAAAUGUAG